GACCGUGGUGCUGAAGUCGGGCGGGGGGGGUAGGAGUUUCUUUCCCUCCUCCUUCUCCUCCCAAACUUUUCUUACCUCUCCUGAAGUUAUGACAAGCCUCAGUGUGACUGGACGGAGACACGCUGGAAGGGGGGUGUGAAGCAGGGAGGAGGAACCGACCUGAGCUCCAGCUGCGUGAAUCGCUCAGUGAGCGGCUGAGAGAGCCAGGUGUUGAUUCAGAGCUGUGUGGGUGCUGAAAAAUGACUCAGUCUGUGCAAGUUACUCCAAAGCUGCCUGAUCUAGGCUCCCCGUUCAUUUACCCCAGUCAAGAGGAGGCAGAUCAGCAAGGCUCUUACUCUGUCCAGACUCCGUAUGGAUUUCAGCUGGAUCUAGACUUUCUUAAAUAUGUAGAAGAGAUAGAAAGUGGGCACAACCUCCGUCGUGCACCCAUCAGCUCUCGGCGCUCUGGCCGGGGCCUAAAACUCUCCCAGAGAAGUCCAGGUGUGGGGGGGCGUACUAGUGGCUGGACAUCCACUGAGUCACUAUCAUCUCCGGUCAGCGAAGAUGGGAGAGCUCCUCCACCACCGCCACCACGUAACCGCCUUGGGUCGGCUCCCUGUGAGACAGUCUCCCUUUCCCCUGUAACCCUUCUCAGUGCUCCUCCUCUCUCUGCUGGGGUCAAAGUACCACCUCCUCCACCACAACGUAACCCCAGAGUUGAGCGGACUCUGUUGGAAACCAGUCGGCGGCUACAGCAGGAACAAACCCACCAGAAUCAAAAUGGUGCGCGCUUCCAGCUUGCAGAUCCUCCCAAACAGCUCUUACCCUCUCCAGCCAUGCAGGCUCUGCAAAGUAGCUGGACGAAACCCAGUCCUCAGACCUCGGGGCGUAGCACUCCAGCUGCUGGCACCACUGUGACCCCAAUCCCACCCAGCCAGCUGCAAACAGUUAGAGAGCAAAUGGCAACAGCCUUGAAGCAGCUGAAGGAGAUGGAAGAAAGAGUAAAGGGUGUUCCUGCACUUGAGAAAGAAGUGGCCAAGCUUCGUGCGGAGAAAGAUAUGCUCUUGUUAGCUCUGCAGGAGAAGAAGGCAGCCAUGGAGUUAGCCCAGCAGAAGCAACAGUCUACAGAGUCUUCCACCCAAACCACAGAGACCCUCCACACUGACCACAGUCGAUUGACUUCACCAACCUCGACUGGACACAGAAGUCUUGUAAAACCUGGUGAGCUGAAAAGGCUGACAGAAAAGUUUGAGGGGAAAGAAGAGAAACCUCCAAAACUGUCAUGUAAGGCAUUAGUAAAUGCUCCAGAAAAAAUAGCCAUUCAGAAGAAGUCAGUGGCUGUAGGGGAUGACAUACCAAUGGCCUCUGUUGUUUUAUACUACAGAGAUAGUGUAAAAGAUGCAUCUGAAGGCACCAGGGUGAAUGUUUGUGAGAAAUGCACAGAAACAGAGCGCCCCUUGGUUCAGGAGGAGGGAACACAAACUAAAGUAGAGAUGGAAGAGGCUGAGGUUUGGGUCAUGGAGUCACUACUUGGCCUGACCACAGAAGCACAGCGGGAGAUAGACACCUUACAGGACACCAUUAAAUUCCAGCAGGAGUCCAUUGUGACUCUAGAGGAUCGGUUGAGUGUAGCCGACAAAGACCUGGGAGCCCUUAAAGCGCAGAUGGAGGAAAAAAUCUCCAAAGUCACAUUUGAGAAGGGGGUCCUUGCCAAACCUGACAUGGCAAAUGCCCAAACAGAAACACUAACUUCUGUACUAAAGCAUGCUGCAGUUUUCUGUCAUCCAGAGGUGGCUGAUGCAUGUGUAGGUGAAGAUGUAGAGGCAGAUCAAACUGAACAGGGCACACAGACUGAUGCAUUAGAGACACCAGAAGAACAAGUUCCAGCUGCUCCAGUCGUACUGGUCAGUACUGGCUGCCAAUGGGAGAACUUGUGUGAGGAAAAGACUGAAGAGCAGAAAGUCAGUGUACCAAAGAGAAGACAGCUGACCAUCGCUGAAUACAAGGUCUCACCGGAAGAAGAAGUUGCUGGAACAGUUAACAAUCAAGAGGAAGAUGAUGGAGACAAGACUGCUGUCAGCAACACCAAGACAGGUUUGCUGAAGUCUAUCAUGAAGAGGAAAGACGGGAGUAACGCAGGGGAGAAUCGCACCAGUGGCAAGAAGAGCCUGCAGUUUGUUGGUAUUCUAAAUGGAGGAUAUGAGUCAACAUCCAGUGAAGAAGAGGAGGAAGAAGAUGAAGAAGAAGAUGGGAGUUCUUCUGGAGAAAGUGUAGAAGUCGAGUGCUUGGACAGCACUGAAGAAGAUGAGGGAGCUUUGGAGGAAGAAACAUCAGAGGAGGAGAGAAACGUUAACCUGGAUGAGAGCGACACCGACAGAGAGGAAACGCUGAGAGCUGCAAAUUAUUCAUCCGAUACUGUGAAAGAAAAGUUUGAGCUGAGCUCAAAAAUGCGUGAAGCCUGUCUUAUUCUGAAGAACCACCUAAACGAUGACCUCAAAACACUGAAGAGUAAGGAAGUGCUCUCCAGCACCCAUACCGUCCAACUCGAGUGGUUUCGUAUCUCCAGCGCUAAGAUGGCUCAGCCGUCGCGAGUUUCUGACUACCUGAUGGCGUUCUCUGAGGUGUCGUCAAUGCUGCUGGCGCACGUAGUCAACAUGACAGAUGGCAAUGGGAAUACAGCUCUUCACUACAGUGUCUCCCACUCUAACUUUGGUGUGGUCGAACUGCUGCUGGACACAGGUGUGUGCUCUGUGGAUAAGCAGAACAAGGCGGGCUACACGGCCAUCAUGCUGGCUGCUCUCUCAACUGUGAAGAAGGAGGACGACAUGGCUGUGGUCAAGAAGCUCUUCAGUCAGGGUAACGUCAACGCCAAGGCCAGCCAGGCAGGCCAGACGGCAUUAAUGUUAGCAGUUAGCCAUGGGCGUCAGGAGAUGGUGCGGGCGCUGCUCGAGUGUGGCGCCGACGUCAAUGUGCAGGACGACGAGGGAUCAACAGCUCUCAUGUGUGCCAGCGAGCAUGGCCGAACUGAGAUCGUCAAACUGCUCCUGGAACAGCCUGGGUGCGACAUAUCAUUAGUGGAUACAGAUGGCAGCAAUGCUCUGUCCAUCGCACUGGAGGCGUCCCACAAUGACACAGCUGUGCUGCUCUAUGCUCAUAUGAACUACGCCAAGACUCAGACUGCUGCGGGGAGUCCAAAGGCCCAGCCACAGAGCCCCACGAGCCCACACAAGUGCUGGCCUGCAGACUGACACAAUCAAAGCCGCUGACUGAAGCGGACACACCAGCAAACAUAACUGGAUAUGAGCUUUGAAAAGCUCCACUGGAAUUUACUUAAACACAUAUUUAUAGUUUGCCAUAUGUCCUCCAUUUACACUGAUCAGCCACAACAUAAAAACCACUGACGGGUGAAGUGAAAAGUAAUUAGAUUAUUUUGUUAUUAUACCGUAUUCCACUGGUAAACUUUGGGCACUGGCAUUUAUGUGGAUGGUAAUUUGACAGAAUUUAGACUCCCUCCCCAGUCAGUGUAUCUCGCCACACCACAAAAACUGCUCAGAAACAGCUCAAGAACAUGACAAAGAACCCAAUAUGUUGAACCAGCCUCCAACCAACCAGCCUUUUCACAUCCCAAGCCCCUGGAACAAGCCCCACAAACCCACAGAACCAAAACACCCGUGUGCCAGGAAUCCCUUUUCAUGCUCUGACAGGUCAGAGCUGGGACGCCUACACUACAUAAGGCAGGACUUUUUAAUGUUCUCGCUGAUCAGUGUAUAAAUAUUUUCAAGAGAAUAUUAUAUUUCCAUAAGAUUCUUGAAUGGUUAUUAUCUACUUAUGUGCUGUUAAAAAUUAGGUCUCUAAGGUAUGUUUAUUUUUUCUGUGACAUGCCUUGAGAUCUUACAUUUAUCAUUUGCACACCACUAAUAUUUUACUAUUAAGGGCGACACAUCAUAAGCACAUAAUAUACAUUUGUUCUUUUAUAUAUACACGCACACAGUGACAUGACAACGCAUAUGUACAGUAAAUCCCAGUGUCAUCACAACCUAUCACGUGGACAUCAUAUCAGCUGUGCAUUACUGACGCCAAAUCAUACACGAUCUUCCUUUACUGCUCUGCCUUGGUUAACUGAUGUGUAAACCUUAACUGUCAUAGUCUGCACUAACUGUCUAUGCAUUGUAUGUUAUAAAUGUUUACAUAUAUAA
Archocentrus centrarchus (flier cichlid) is the source of this 4175-nucleotide messenger RNA. RefSeq names its product KN motif and ankyrin repeat domains 3 (gene kank3). Gene Ontology annotation, biological process: negative regulation of actin filament polymerization. The transcript has 13 exons. Gene Ontology annotation, cellular component: cytoplasm; cytoskeleton. Gene Ontology annotation, molecular function: protein binding. The record is from RefSeq and is a predicted model, not a curated record. The coding region runs from base 240 to 3227 and encodes 995 amino acids. NCBI's taxonomy places the organism in Eukaryota, Metazoa, Chordata, Actinopteri, Cichliformes, Cichlidae.